AUGGCAAAUGUUCUUGGCUCUCCAGCAAGGUCGAGACAAAAUGCUUUCUUGGAUAGAUAUGUUCAGCAGAUUUCCCCUGAGAAGCCGAAACUGACAGAAAUGUCAUCUUCCAGGAUCAACUCUUCGAAUAAUCUUCUAUCGCAGUUAACAAGUGCAGCUAAAAACAAAAUAUCGACGGAUAAGGCAAAUCACAGCCAACCAUCAUUUGGUAAGAACAGCCCUUUUCUUGCAGGGGGUACAAUGGCUGAGAAAAAAGAUAAACCAGCUUUUGAUACUGAGAGCUUAUCGAGGGAAGAGAAAGGUUACUAUGAGUUCCUAUGUAGAGUGGGAGAAGUCAAAAGAUGGAUUGAAGAAGUGAUACAAGAAACUUUACCGUCCGAGCUGGACAUAUGUGUUGGUGACUCUUUGAGGGAUGGUGUAUAUCUUGCACAGGUCACUCAACGGAUAAAUAGCGAUUUGGCUCCUACAGUAUACCCAGCUGGUGACAGACUUCAAUUCAAGCACACGCAAAACAUUAAUGCAUUCUUUUCGCUGGUUGAGCAUGUUGGAUUGCCCAGCUCCUUUAGAUUUGAGCUGCAGGAUUUAUAUAAUAAGAAAAGUUUGCCCCAAGUUUUUGAGACAAUUUACAUUUUGAUCACUCUAAUCAAUAAGAAAUGGCCAACCAAGACACCAAGCUUGCAAGCACUUUCUGGAAAAUUGAGUUUCACAAAAGACGAACUAAGAAAAUGUCAAAGAAUGUGGCCCAGAAUACGUGAUUUUAAAUCGUUAAGCAUCAGCCCGAUAGCCUCGCCAGUGGUGAAUAAAGCCAAAUCCCUAACAAAUGAUAGCCUGAUCAAUGAUUUCGGCACGUUUAAUGGUUCUGAAGAGGAUGGUGCAAUACAAAAAUCUAUUGCAACACCUACCAGAAAUAGUAAUGGCAGCGUGUUGCAACCGGUAGUGUUGCCACCACCUUUGGAAAAUGAAUCUAUUUCCUCAAAUAUAUACUCGCCCGAAAAGAAUGACAACGACUUAAACUCUCCUGUGCGACCAACUUUCAAACCCAAAAAUGAGUAUUUUACAUCAACAACAUCACAUUUGGAAUAUAGUCCCCUGAAAAAUACGAGCUUAUCUUAUUAUUCUCCUUCUAUCUCAAAAUAUUUAACGUAUGACACAGAUUUUUACAUGAGGAGAAGUCAGGCUAGACAAAAUGAUUUAGAAUACUAUAACAGUUUUAAUUACGGUCCUGUUGAAUAUUCUCCUAAAAGGAAACAGAAAAUGACCGAGAACGAAUUCUUGGAAAGCAUUGUGGGUAUUCAAGGGGUCUGUCGUGCUGUAAAUAUACGAUUUAACUUUCACAUCCAAAGGAAUCUCUUGAAAUUAUUUGGAAGAGAAGUCAUUGUAUUGCAAGCAAACAUACGAGGACAAUUGUUACGGAGGCGAGCAGAUGUCACUAGCAUAUUGAAAUUCAAAAAGAUAAAAAUUCCAGAAUUAUUUUCCAUACAAGCUCUUUUUAGAGCAUAUCUUCACAGAAAAAAGUUAGAUCACCUCAGAAUCAAGUAUUUGAGGCAACAAGAUCAAGUAGAUUGUCUCCAAGGUUUCUCGAGAGGUUUUAUUGUGCGUCGAAAAACAAAUUGGCAAUUAAGUUCCAUCAGACAAUCGGACGUCCCUCUGAGAAAAUUUCAAGCACUGUUAAAUGGUGUCAUUAGUCGAUCGAACAUUCAUUCUGGCUCUGCAAGCUUGUCUAACGAUUUGACACCAAUAAAACGGCUUCAAGCAAUAUGUAGAGCUAAUCUGAUCCGCCAACAUCAACACAUGAUAUUUAAUAGCUUUGUUUUUGAGGUAUCUACGCAAAGAAUUGACUUUCAAACAAUUUGUAGGGCUGUGUCUGUUCGUGUGGCGCUAAAGGACUCAAUCCUCUCACUGAAUGGCUAUGAUUCGGUCGUGGAAAAAAUAUCUGCACAUAUCAAAGGAUGGCAGAAGCGCAAGUGCAUUCAAUAUUUUCUUCGAAAAAAUGUUGUGGACUUUCUUUCAGUUAGCUUGUUACAAGCUUCCAUUAGAGGUGUGCUCGUAAGGUUCACAUUGGAUAUUGUUGAUGAUUUCAUUGAGUAUAAUUAUCUAAUAGAGUUCCAAGCAAGGCUUAGGGGGCAUUUUAAUCGAUCUAAAUUGAGGGAAAGAUCAGCGAUGUUUGUCAGAAACUCUCGUUCAAUUGUCAUGAUUCAAAGUAAAAUUAGAAUGUUUUUACAACGGGUUGCUUUCUUUGAACUUAUGCAGCUUCCUAAUCCCACUCUAACCUCUGUCAGACGAUUUGCUCACUUGCUUAAUAACGUUGGUACAAUUGAAGAAGUACAAGACAAAUUGGAAGGAUUUCAGACCCAAUUAGACGCUGAAAACAUAAAAAAGGAAAGGCUCGAAAAGGAAAUAGGACAACAGAUCGAUUUGGCUGAGGUACUGCGAAAGCACGGUCUAACUGAAGAAUCACCAGCGAUUAUAAACAAACUUACAGUACCAAAAAAUAGUCUUCCUACCUUUCAAAAGCUAUUUUAUUUGCUGCAGGUUGAUCCUACAUAUUGGAAAAUAAUGCAUUCAAGAGAUCCGGCUUUUGUUGAGAACAAUGCUUACUGUUGCUUUACAACAAUGAAUCAAAAAAUGGCAGAAAGAGAAAGAACUUACUUCAUUCGAUUGGUAGUGGAAAUCAUGCAAUGCGAAAUGGCAGAGGCAGCAACAGUGGAUGAGUUCCUAGCUAACGACAAUCAAUUAUGGAGACGUUUCCUUAGACUGUUUUUAAGAAGAGAAUUCCCAGAACUAUUUGAUUUGUUCGUUCCACUUUUGGAUUUCAUUGCAGACUCUGGUAUCAGCUUUGAAAGUGAUCCAUAUGUGAUCUACAAGUUGAUAUACAACAGAGAGCCAAUGAGUCGAUCACUGGCCAUUGAAGAUUAUAAAACUAAGUGCAAGUUCAUUGAAAAUCUCCGUAGUAUUUGGCAUUCCGUUGAGAUCGUUGCAGAAUUGUUCACGAGGAAAACAUCUGAGUUUCCGUCAGAGCUCAGAUUUCUGGCGACUAAAAUAUUUUCAUCCGCUGCAGAUAAAAAUGCCGGGGAGGAUGAUGCACUGAAAGCAAUUUCAGCUGUUCUCUUGAAUUGCAUGGUAUUUGAAUAUUUAGAAAACAGAGCUUAUUAUGGGUACGAGGAGAAAGAUACACAUCAUUAUGAGGAAAAAUUACAUACGAUUAUUGAUGCUCUUUCUACUGUUUUCUGUCUGCACAACUUCUCUGGAUAUUGUGAUCCUUUGAAUCAAUAUGCUAGCGAAAUGAAUUCACAGAUUAAGGUUCUUUUAUUAAAUAUGUUUUUGGAUCCAGAGUACGAAAAAGAUGGCGAUAGGUUGAUUUAUCAUGACAUGGUCUCGAAAGCACCACGCCUAGAAAUUUUUUCCGAUAAAGUUUUAAAAAUCGGUUCCAAGUUUCAGGAGUGUUUGUCUUGCUUUCCCGAUGAUGAUGCAAUUCAUGACAUACUAGGAAAACGCAUAGAAAGUAGCCUCAUUCCCAAAUCAGGUCGAGUUGUUCUAGAGCUGCUGGCAACAUCACAUCGGUUCCUUGUCUGCGACGAUCGAACAAGAAAAUUGUACGAUCAGGUCAAAAGGGCCUUCAUAUACAUGAUGCAGGUAGAAGAUAUUAACAGUAAUCUUUAUGACCUUACUGUUAGUUGCGUAUUAGACAGUGAUGAGCCAGCUUUCAGGAGACUUAUCGAUAAUAAUAUCAAAAUAAAGAAUGAUCCAAUUAUCCGUCACUUGGAUAAUCCACCAUAUUUCAGUCUCAAAAACUCAACUUUAAAAAGAAUUCACGAAUUGGAAAAUAUGGAAGUACUAAAUCCUGCCAACAAUAAAUUACAAAACUUUCUGAAUGACAUUGCCAACACCAUCAAAAAUCCACAUUAUGCCAUUGACUAUGUAUCGGAGGAACUGGAAGUUACACACAAAACUCAACUUGCAGUGACCAAAAUAAAUCAGGAUUUAGAGUUCGCUCUCGCUCAUCUAAAAAAGAGCAACAAUGAUUCUGUAAAAGCUAUUCAAAAUACAAAUAGGUAUCUACCUGCUCACAAAGGGCCUUUGAGUAAUUUAAAAGGUGCGUACAAAAAAGCCUAUAACAAAAGCGGAUUUGAGAUGAAUGGCUUGAAAUUAAAGUGGACCACGCGGCAGCUAUAUGAGAAGGGCGUUGUCACAUACAUUGAAGGUGAAAAGCUGGCUGAACAAAAAGUGAAAGUUUUCGGGUCCAGCGGGCCUAAAUUUCCAGAUAUAAUAUUCAAGAUUUCUACUGCAGAUGGCUCAAAAUUUGGAAUCCAGCUACUUGAUAAGAGAAAAGGACCUGAGAAAAGACAAUCAGAUUAUGUAGAUUCUUUCAACUUUAAGGACCUGUUGAAUACCCAAGCUGGCUCAAAAGUAGAUACUUGGCACCUCCUUAAUGGUAAAGUUACGUUGAAAACAUCAGAACUAUUGAAAUUGGUUGUUGUCACUUUUCUCAAAUCAGAGAGUAUUUAA
Zygotorulaspora mrakii is the source of this 4506-nucleotide messenger RNA. It is a transcript of the gene IQG1, whose product is annotated as Iqg1p. Gene Ontology annotation, cellular component: cytoplasm. Lineage: Eukaryota; Fungi; Ascomycota; Saccharomycetes; Saccharomycetales; Saccharomycetaceae. Gene Ontology annotation, molecular function: protein binding; GTPase activator activity. Bases 1 to 4506 code for a protein of 1501 amino acids. Gene Ontology annotation, biological process: regulation of GTPase activity; regulation of actin cytoskeleton organization. The transcript has a single exon. The record is from RefSeq and is a predicted model, not a curated record.